AUGCUCAUCAAAGAAUAUCGGAUUCUUCUUCCGAUGACCGUUGAUGAGUAUCGAAUUGCACAAUUGUAUAUGAUACAAGUGAGUUUCAGACUAAAAACAUCUGAGUUUUCAGUUUUCUGGGAGUCUUGCAAUUUUUUAGAUCUUAAAAUUAAUUUCAAUUCCAUUGUUAGAAAUUGCGAUUUUUCCAGACUGUUAUAAUUUACUAACGUAUUUUUUUCGGGAAAAAUUUCUGGAGUGUUUUUUUUGAAAAUCACAUUUUGAAAAAUUUAUCAUUGUAAUUUUAUUUUUUUAUGUGCUUUUCCAAAUUUAGAUUAAUUUUUCCCUAGUUUUUUUUUCAGUUUUGUAGAUUUUCAGAAUUCUUUCUCAAUUUUGAUUUACAUUUUUAGGAAAAAAUAAUUAGACAAACUUCAAUUCAAAAUUUUGAUACGUAUUUUUUGACCCUCUUCAAAUUUCAGAAAAAAAUUUCAAGUUUUCUUCUCCGUUUCAAGUUUUCUCAAAUUUUCAGAGAAUUUAUUUUUAAUCAUCCCCUGACUUUCUCAGAAAUCACUUUCACAACAAAUGUUGAUCUUGGAUUUUCUUUUUUUCUUCAUUUCCUGUUUUCCUGCCUCAAUUUUCCCCUCUUGAUUCCAUCGAAAAAACCAAACAACAAUAAAAUUGCUGAAAUUUUAGCCAGACAUAAUCACCAUCAAUUAUUCUCUCGAUUUGUUUUGUUUUUUCUAGUCGCGCUGGGAAAUUUGGACUUUUUUCCUAGAAAAUUGAAUUUUUCCUUUUUUUUCUGUAUGUUGCCAGCCAGCCGUUUCCGUCCAAUUAACUUUGAUUUGAGCUUUUUUGCAAUAGGCAAAGCAAAAAAAAAAGAAAAGAAGAGCAACACAACAAAAAAGCUUUUAAGCCACCACUUUUCCAAACUAAUCAUGUGUGAAAAUUGCGAAAAAUUCACAUUAUUAGUUAGCCAAUGUUGCUAUUUUUGCUCACUCAAAAGGGAAGAAUAGGAGAAGUCUCCGGAUAUUGGCACAUACAGUUUGGAACGCUGAUCAAGACUGUACUUUUUCUGAGCUCGCCUGUGAGCUCCAAAGAAAUUGAGCUCUACUUUUUAACCGAAGAAAAAAGUGCAGAUUCGAUGCAGCCGGGUAGUGCAGCGUCUUUUAAUUUCAUACUUUCUGGUUCAAACCCCUGUCGGAACUUUUUCUAGUAUUUUCGUCAGGAAAAAAUCAUUUUACUAAUGGAUAGGGAAAAAAUGAAAUGAAAUAAUCAUAAUGAGCAAAAGGACAUGAUGAAUAUUUCAAAAGUUGGUUGGUUGGAGACACGAGUUUUUUCACGACUCAUAAAUAUUUUCGCCGCGGAUAAUUUUUCGAGCUUGGUUGGGGCUCAAAAAUUUUUUGUUCGAAAAAACACGUUUUCCUGGAACAAAAAGACAAAACAAAUUGAGGAAAUAGAAUUUUUGAACUGACACGUCAUAGAAUUAUUUGAGAGAAGAAGGAAGAUUUGAGAUAAAGUCUGGACGAAUUGAAAAACAAGUCUAGAGUAUUUCAAGGCAUAUCUCUAGGCGUGGGUCAUAGAUGAUCAGGUGCUUAAGCUCCGCUUCAGCCAUGCCAUUACAAUAAAAAUCCAACCAUCUUCUUUUUUUCAGAAAAAGAGUCGACUUGAUUCGCAUGGAAAAGAUUCGGGUGUCGAAAUAAUUAGCAAUAAACCAUAUUCAGAUGGACCUGGAAAAUCUGGACAAUAUACUUUCAAAAUUUAUCAUGUCGGAAGUCGAAUACCUGGUAAGAUUACAUAAAUAUGGUCUAAAAAAUCUUACAAUUAGUUAUGUGAUCUAUACUACCUUAGAACCUUCUAAAACCUCUCAAGAGCAUCAAAAAAAGCCUUUUUCUAUUCUUGCACUCAUUAAAAAUCCUAUCAAUUCUAAAUACCUAAUUACCAAUUAGUUUUAAUUGUUUUUCUAGCAAGCAGCUGAACCGUGUGUCCAUAUUUUUUUAUACAUUUUACUAACAAGAAAAUGAAUUUUUUUCCGCGAUUGGCACGUAUCAAAUUACAUCGUGUAUCUCGUUAACAUAAAUUUACAUGAAUUUCUAACGAAAUUUUUUCAUACAAAGCGCCUCGCAAAAUAACUGACCAGGGGAUCUCUCAAAACAAUUUAUUUAAAUUUCUUAUUUUUAGCGUGGAUUCGAACUGUGUUACCGACGAAUGCUUUGGAAGCACACGAAGAAGCAUGGAAUGCGUAUCCACAAACAAAGACAAGAUAUUCGACUCCAAUGAUGGAUAGAUUUAGUUUGGAAGUUGAAACAUUGUAUUUUGAUGAUGAUGGAAGACAGGAAAAUGUAUUUAAUUUGAAAGAUUCUGAACUUCGGAGUCGAGUUGUAGAUUAUAUGGAUUUUGUAAAAGAUCCGAUUUCAAAUCAUGAUUACGCAACAGAUGAAGAUCCCAAACUCUUUAAAAGUACCAAAACUGGAAGAGGACCUUUAUCUGAAGAUUGGGUUGAAGAACAUCGACGAAAAGGGCUCACAAUUAUGUGUGCUUAUAAAUUAUGUCGAGUUGAAUUUCGAUAUUGGGGAAUGCAAACAAGAGCUGAAAGAUGGAUACAUGAUUUGGCAUUGAGGAAUACAAUGUUGAGAGCACAUCGACAAGCAUGGGCUUGGCAGGAUGAAUGGGAUGGAUUAACUAUGGAUGAUAUUAGAAAAUUAGAAGAUGAAGCUGCUGUACAUUUGAGCAAAGUUAUGGCUGAUAAGUAAGUUUCUAAAUUACCAUAUUAAGAUUCUCAUAUUUGUCAUAUUUUUAUAGAGAGGGAAGUCCGGAUGGCGAUUCAGAAGAGGAUGAUGGAGCUGAUGCUGUUUCUGACGAUCUUUAUUUUGAUUGCACAGAUGGUUCACCUCCUCCUACUCAAAAACCAUCAAUUAUUCGAUGGAGUAGUGAAUUAGAACUUGAGAUUCAGGGAGAUGGUGAAAUGUCUCCACCAUUAACACCAGCCAAUGCUGUCAAAGAUGCUGCCCUUCUGAUUAUCGUAUUUCAUGGUGAUUUUGCACCAGAAAAUCCAGCUGAUUCGAAAACUACUGAUACAAAUACAUUUGGAUCAACGAUUGAAACAUGUGUACAAAGACAUUAUCCUCAAUUGAAAGGUCGACUUCAUAUUUUGAAUGUAUCUUGUGGUAGUGAAAUGUCAGCAACUAUUCGAAAUUUGACAAAUGUUUCACCGAGUUUUGGAGUUCUUCAUCCAUCUCUAGCUUUGAUGCUUCCAUCAGCUUCACAUUUAUAUAAUGAGGCUGUUGAAGGAACAAUUCGACGAGCAAAUGAGACUUAUGCAGAGUUCAUAAAUACUCAGCCGAAUUUUAAUGGAGAAGUAUUUUUGGUUGGUGAUUGUGUUGGGGGAAUAUUUCUAUAUGAAGCGAUGACAAAGAAAUGUGAUUUUUUGAAACGUCAUUCAUCAACAAAUAUUGCUGCAAGAAUAAUCAAAGAACAUCAAGAAUCGGUAACAUAUUUCUUAAAAUCACAAACAAAAUUGUAUUCAUUCCAGAGUCCUAACGGUUCCCUAAUCGAUUUAUCAGAUAAUAUCUCUGCUGCAUCACUACCAGCCAAUAAUUCCACAUCAUCACAUCAAAAUGGGAAUUCAGUGCGGCGAUCGUGUCGAAAUUAUUCGGCACCGCCGUCCGCGUCGUACGUGCGUAAAAAAAUUUCGCUUGUUUCUGUUGAUUCUGUUACUGUGAGUAGUUUAAUCUAACCUCUCUUUAUUGUGUUCGAAAUAUUUCAUCCCGUUAGAUGUUUUUUAAAAUAGAAUUCUAAGUUUUCUAACUCGUCCACCCCUUGGUUCAUAAUUCGCCAAACACUUCUUAGGUUAGGAGAAAAUAUGUUUCAGUUUCCGUCUUCUCGUCUGAAUUUCCAACCUUCUACAGUUUUCUUACUUGGAUGCCCACUUGGCCUCGCACUAAUGCAGAAGAAACUCGAAGCUCAAGAUAUAGAAACCUUGGAUUCAUGCCAACUUUUCAAUUUGUAUUAUCCACUUGAUCCAUGUGGAGCUAGAAUUGAGCCAGUUCUCAAUUCUCAAUUGGCUUAUCAUCAACCACACGCAGUUCCAAAAUAUCAAAGAUAUCCAUUAGGAGAUGGAAAAUCACAACAUUAUGAUUCAACUAUUGAUCGAACAUGUUUAUGGGGAUCAAAGAGAAUCGAUAAUCUUUUAUAUUGUCCAAAUGCAAUGAUUGCUUUGCCAUCAACAGCUCUUCCAAAUAUUCUACAUGCUUCAUAUUGGGAAUCUUGCGAUGUUGCUGCUUUUCUUUUACGACAAUUUGUUCGAAGUGGCGGUGAUGAUGAUUUAUCACUUAUGCCAACAUUAUCAUCAAGUAUGAAUAAUAUUCCACUAAAUAUUGAUCUUCCACAAAUGCAUUGGAAAAGAAGACGAACAAGAUUCAAGAUUGCGAAUUUGGCUGCAAAUCAUCGAGCAAAUGAUUUGUUGGUGACAGCUGGAAUGGAUAUAAAUAUAUCAGCAAAGUUUUGUUAUGGUCCAAUGGAUCUAGUUGCAUUAUCUCGAGAAGCAGUUAGUGUAUUUGUAUGUCCUCAACGUGGUGAAUGGUAUCUUCACGGUGUUGCUGAUACUGAUUCUCAUGGUCGAUUACAAGUUCAACUUGCUAAAAGUCUUCCAUGUGGUAUUCAUUCCAUCAAAAUUGUUGUUCACGGUGAUCGAAGUUAUCUGGAUACUUUUGUCGCCGUUGUUCCACCAGCCACGAAAUGCGCAGUUUUCUCCGUGGAUGGAUCACUAACUGCUUCGGUUUCGGUGAGCGGAAAAGAUCCACGUGUUCGAGCGGGAGCUGUUGAUGUAGUAAGAUAUUGGCAAGAACAAGGAUAUUUGAUAAUUUAUAUGACAGCGAGACCAGAUAUGCAACAACGAGUUGUUUCAGCGUGGUUAGCACAGGUAAUUUGAAAAAUUAUUCAGUUUCAAUGGAAUAUUUAAAUUUUCAGCAUAACUUUCCUCAUGCUUUAUUGUUUUUCAACAAUUCUAUUUCAACUGAACCGCUUAAGCAAAAAACUUUACUCUUACGACAUCUUAUUGAUAUGGGUGUUCAAAUACACGUCGCAUAUGGAAGUUCAAAAGAUGUUUCAGUUUAUACAUCAGCUGGAAUUGAACCAGAACAUGUUAUUUCAGUAUCAGGCGGUUCAAGGAGAAGAAUUUGUGUUCAUAUUGGUAAGAUAUCUAACAAUUUGUCAGUAUCAAAUAGAAUUUCAAUUUUCAGACAAUUAUUCAUCUCAUUUAUUAGAUCUUCAAACGGGUCAUUGUGUAUUAGGCCAACGAAUUGAGCAAGAAAAUAAUAGUUUACAGUUACACAGGUUUGUUUAUAUUAUCUCACAAUUUAUCAAUCAAUCAAUAUUGAUUUUUCAGAAAUGUACAACGAACACCUUCUUUCACACCACGUGGCGGGAAAUUUGAAAAUGAAAAAGAGCUUCGAAAAUAA
Messenger RNA from Caenorhabditis angaria, 5432 nucleotides. NCBI's taxonomy places the organism in Eukaryota, Metazoa, Nematoda, Chromadorea, Rhabditida, Rhabditidae. The record is from the annotation of a GenBank genome assembly.